Messenger RNA from Leopardus geoffroyi (Geoffroy's cat), 3192 nucleotides. It is a transcript of the gene ZNF362, whose product is annotated as zinc finger protein 362. The transcript has 9 exons. Gene Ontology annotation, biological process: regulation of transcription by RNA polymerase II; central nervous system development. Lineage: Eukaryota; Metazoa; Chordata; Mammalia; Carnivora; Felidae. Gene Ontology annotation, molecular function: DNA-binding transcription factor activity, RNA polymerase II-specific; RNA polymerase II cis-regulatory region sequence-specific DNA binding. Bases 248 to 1498 code for a protein of 416 amino acids. The record is from RefSeq and is a predicted model, not a curated record. Gene Ontology annotation, cellular component: nucleus.
CCAGAAGUGAACAGCAGGCGACCCGGAAGGUUUGCGCGCGGCUCCGCACCGAGCCGGAGCCCGAGCCGGAGCCCGGAGCCGGAGCCCCAGCCCGGCCCUGCGAGGGCCGCCGGGCGCGGGGCUGCGGCCGCGUCCCGGAGCCGCCGCCAGCACAGCCAGGUGCUGUUGGGAACACAGAGGAAGUGACUGACUGGGGGUUCAGGGAAAGCUCCGUAGAAGAGGGAACACUUGAGCUGGGUCUUGAAGGAUGAGUAGAAGUUCACCAAGUGGGAAAGGACACUCUAGGAUGGCCGAGCCUCGAUUUAACAACCCCUACUUCUGGCCCCCUCCUCCCACCAUGCCCAGCCAGCUGGACAACCUGGUCCUGAUUAACAAGAUCAAGGAGCAGCUGAUGGCGGAGAAGAUCCGGCCGCCUCACCUGCCGCCCACGUCGGCUUCGUCGCAGCAGCCGCUGCUGGUGCCGCCGGCGCCGGCCGAGAGCAGCCAAGCCGUCAUGUCGCUGCCCAAGCUGCAGCAGGUGCCGGGGCUGCACCCGCAGGCCGUGCCGCAGCCCGACGUGGCGCUGCACGCGCGGCCGGCCACCAGCACCGUCACAGGUCUGGGGCUCUCCUCCCGGACCCCGGCUGUGAGCACGUCCGAGUCGAGUGCAGGCACGGGGACCAGCACCCCGUCCACGCCCACCACCACCAGCCAGAGCCGCCUCAUCGCCUCGUCCCCCACCCUCAUCUCAGGGAUCACCAGCCCCCCCCUCCUGGACUCCAUCAAGACAAUCCAGGGCCAUGGCCUGCUUGGCCCCCCCAAGUCCGAGCGCGGCCGCAAAAAGAUCAAGGCGGAGAACCCAGGGGGGCCGCCCGUCCUCGUAGUCCCCUACCCCAUCCUGGCCUCGGGCGAGACUGCCAAGGAGGGCAAGACAUACAGGUGUAAGGUGUGCCCGCUGACCUUUUUCACCAAGUCUGAGAUGCAAAUUCACUCCAAGUCACACACCGAGGCCAAGCCCCACAAGUGCCCGCACUGCUCCAAGUCCUUUGCCAACGCCUCCUACCUGGCCCAGCACCUGCGCAUCCACCUGGGCGUCAAGCCCUACCACUGCUCCUACUGUGAUAAGUCCUUCCGACAGCUCUCCCACCUCCAGCAGCACACCAGAAUCCACACAGGCGACAGACCCUACAAGUGCCCACAUCCUGGCUGCGAAAAGGCUUUCACUCAGCUCUCCAACCUCCAGUCUCACCAGCGCCAGCACAACAAGGACAAGCCCUACAAGUGUCCCAACUGCUACCGGGCCUACUCGGACUCCGCGUCCCUGCAGAUCCACCUCUCCGCCCACGCCAUCAAGCACGCCAAGGCCUACUGCUGCAGCAUGUGCGGGCGGGCCUACACCUCGGAGACCUACCUGAUGAAGCACAUGUCCAAACACACGGUGGUGGAGCACCUGGUGAGCCAUCACUCGCCCCAGAGGACGGAGUCCCCCGGCAUCCCGGUGCGAAUUUCCCUCAUCUGAGCCGACCCAAGGCGCCGCCCCACCCUGCCCACUGGCAGACACAGACCCAGGCAGCACCAGGCCCCAGCUUCCUCCAGGGGCCCUCCAGGAACAGCCGAGCUCUCUCAUGACCUUCCUGACCUUCCAGAAAGCCUGGGCUGCAGAAGCCCUGCCCGGUCCAGCUCCGGGGGCGGCCAGGCCAACUGCAAGAUUCUGGACUGUUUUGGUGGCAUCCAAAGACGAUCUCAGAGCACUUUGAACCUCUCUGUUGGGUUUCUUUUUGUUCCCCACCCUCCACUUGCUUCACUGUUUUUGUUUUUAAGUUUGUUUUGGAAAUAACAAAAAAGAUAUUUAUUGGCCAAGAAGUUGGUGCUGCUAAGACCGAGAAAUUAAAAGAAUCGGACAGAUGGACACAGAGAACCAGAGGGCAGCGUGGGACCUUCUCUUGCCACAGCCUCAAGUCUUGAGGGAAGGCUCAGGCCUGGGUUUCUGGACUGCAAAGGGGACCCCCCCCCCAGGUGGGAGGGGACAGGAAGCAUCUGGAGUGAGCCACUCACCCCUAGGUGCCCAGCUCCAACCUCUCGGGCUACACCCUGGGCAUUACUGAGCAGAGGGAUGAGGCAGCUCCUGGGGCUGCCCGGGCUUCAGGAGGCAAAACAGGAGAGGGGCUGGGAGAUCCGCAGGACCAAAGGGUGCAGCGUUGGGCUGGGCUGGGCACAGGCCCAGGGAAAUGGGGUGAGGGUGGGCUGGGUAAGACCUGGCCCUCCACUGCCCUGAAGACCACCCCAGUCUACCUCGGUGCUGGCCAGGAAACCUAUUGGCUACCUCUCCCACCAUCCCAGACUGUGGGCAGGGGGGUGGGGAGGGAGUGGGCCUAGGCUUAGGACCCCCCCCUCCAGAAUUUCCUCCAGAUGGGGCAGUGCCCAGGGAGGGGUUAUGUGUCUUCCCUGUCACGAAGGGGGGAAUCCCCAGUCCAGGCCCUAGGCCCCUCGGCAGGGAAGGGAUCCUCGGGGAGGAGGGUCCCAGGAGCAGACCCUGCCCUCAGCCCCCACAGACACACCCCGAUCUGAAAGCCAUGCGUGUCCAUGUAUAUAGGAACUAUGUACAGAGCCCGGAGAAGCCCCCCUUCAUCCCCCGGGGAAAAAAAAAAAAAAAAAAACUAGACAGAAACUCAUCUAUAUAUUCUGUAUCUGGAGUUCCGUUUUGAAUAUUAACUGUGUUAUUUUUAUACACUUUUUAAGCCUUAACUCGCCAUUGAUUUACCAGUUUAACGUUUCCUGGGGUUUUUUUUCCCAUGGGGUUCUCUGCCCCAGCCCCCACCCCUUUGUUUGACUUGCGUCGUCGGAUACUCAGUAUUGUAGCUUUUUGUCCGCAUGUUACUACCCUGUAAAUACGCUGUUAUACAUACUGUUAACACCCCAUUUGCUUUUUUCUAUGGGACCUCCAGGCCACCAUAUCUAGAACUAGUUACCUUAUUAAAAAAGAGAAAACAGUCUGUCGGCUUCUCAGUCUGCAUCUUGGUGGCAGGGAGGUGAGGGCAGGUGCCCCUCAAUGCUUCAGGAAACAGGUUUGCAUUCUAUUUAAGAGAAGGGGUGGGGAGCAAAAUAAAAAUCCAGUGUGGGGGAAGACACUACAUGGGGCGAGAGACCAAGAAUCCCAAACCCUCUGCGCUUUGUAUUUCUCUGUUGUGAAGAAUAAACUGUACCUGCACCUGG